Messenger RNA from Penicillium crustosum, 390 nucleotides. RefSeq lists its product as uncharacterized. The coding region runs from base 1 to 390 and encodes 129 amino acids. Lineage: Eukaryota; Fungi; Ascomycota; Eurotiomycetes; Eurotiales; Aspergillaceae. The transcript has a single exon. The record is from RefSeq and is a predicted model, not a curated record.
AUGGAAUCCAAGGUGGCUCAAGACAUCAAGGAAGCCAUUUGCUACCUAGAUAGCCAGAAUACCAAGCGCUACGUCCCCCUCGACAACGUCACUUGGCCUUGGCUCACAUCCAGGCAUAUCAUUUCGGGGAGUUCCUUGCCUCGUGGACAUCCAGUGCGCCAGACCCUGGCAGCAGCUUGUGUUGCAGGGUAUCUUGGAGGCAAAACCCACAAAUUUGCCCAGGAAGCUGAGGAUUACCCAAACUUUGGAGCUGAUCUUCUCCGGGAGGUACGAGUAGCCUUGAAUGCUGCCCACAAGCUCAACGAGACGGUCGCUUUCACAGAUCCUUUUGACGAUAAAAUCAUUUACCUACCCCAGAAGUCGAGCUGGACUUGGGCUGCAAAGAAGUAA